Messenger RNA from Nematostella vectensis (starlet sea anemone), 1192 nucleotides. RefSeq names its product cyclin-H. The transcript has a single exon. NCBI's taxonomy places the organism in Eukaryota, Metazoa, Cnidaria, Anthozoa, Actiniaria, Edwardsiidae. Gene Ontology annotation, cellular component: nucleus; transcription factor TFIIK complex. Gene Ontology annotation, biological process: regulation of cyclin-dependent protein serine/threonine kinase activity; DNA-templated transcription; regulation of transcription by RNA polymerase II. The record is from RefSeq and is a predicted model, not a curated record. Gene Ontology annotation, molecular function: cyclin-dependent protein serine/threonine kinase regulator activity. The coding region runs from base 84 to 1004 and encodes 306 amino acids.
UCCUCUACGCCGGUGGAAAAUUGCUUCCCCUCAAGCCAAACGGCCAAUAACCGUGAAAACGUUCUGCACAAGUUUUGGUCAAAAUGUUCCACACUAGCACUCAGAGAAAGCACUGGAUAUUCAUAAAUCAAGAAGAAGUACAAAAGCUGCGUGAAAAUGUAAACAGCGCGUACAAAUCUCGCCAUAGCGAUGCCUAUCCUGACAAGAAAAACGUAAAAUACCUGACAGUUGAAGAAGAAAAGAAACUGGUGGAAUACUAUGAGCUGGUCAUCGUGGAAGUAUCAGCUAAAUUCCAGCCGCCAGUUCCUCGUUCAGUUACCGCUACCGCUAUUACAUACCUAAAGAGAUUCUAUGUGAAGACAUCAGUCAUGGAUCACCCGCCGAAAGAAAUGUUUCUCGUUUGCUUGUUCAUGGCGUGCAAGGUUGAAGAGUACAACAUUUCAGUUGAAAACUUUGUGCAAAUUUUGCCGAGAGAUCGUCGAGAGAAAGUAAUGGAUUUUAUUUUAGCACAUGAGUUGUUGUUGAUGGAGCGUUUGGAUUUUCAUUUGACAAUCCAUCACCCUUUCCGUCCUAUGGAGGGGUUUUUGAUUGACAUUAAGAUGUAUUUAUCAGAGGGUAAGGUUAAUCCUGAGAGUUGGCGCAUUAAGGCAGAGGAGUUUUUACUACGUGCCAUGCGCACAGAUGUAGCAUUUCACUUUUCCCCAUCACAGAUCGCGCUAGCUGCGCUCUCAGUUGGGAGUACUGGUGGUGAAUUACAGAAGUAUGUAAACGAGAAGUUUGGAGUAACUGACAAGGGGACUGCUCUCAUGGAUACCAUUAACUCAAUUGUUAACAUGGUUACAAGUCACAUUGUUACAGUUACUAAAGACCAGGUUAAAGCAUUGGAAAGUAAACUUAAGACCUGCCGUAAUCCAGAAAACAAUCCUGAUAGUAAGAUGUUCAAGCGGAGAACAUCAGGGAAUGAUGAAAACCAAGUGGAACAGAUGGAAAUAGAGAGUCCAUAAUAUCCUUUCUGAUAUAGGGACAGUAUUGGGUGAACCAAGGUCUCUGUGAUCUAUCACAGAGCUAUCUUUCAAGAUCUCUCUCUAUUUGUUAAAUCAUUACUGUUUAUUGUUGCUUUGUACAAAUGUUUAGAGUAAGAUUAUUGAGCUAUCUACAUACAUACAUAAAUAAAAUGACUUCUGAAAAGCCA